UAAUUUGUCAAACACGUGUAUACUUUGUAAUUUGUAAAAUAAUGAAUAAAAAGAAUAUUCGACCAAAAUCGGAAGGUUUGAUCAAGCACAUUUCACAACCGUUGAAUGUCAAACAUGGCCUUCAUAUAAGUAAAGCAUCAGUCGAGGAAACUUCUGUACGUAUAGGACAUCAAGCAGCUUCACCGCCAGCCCCGUGCCCUGGUAACAAGGAUGAUGUAGACCAAAUUACGUUUCAGGAGCAUGUCAUAUCACGAGUGCUCAGAGAGGAGAUAAUCCCGGCUCUACGUUUUGAGAUAAGUGAUAUUGUAGAAGAAAAGAUUAAAAAUGUUCACAAUGAACACGUUACAACUACAGAACAUUAUCACUGUAAAUCAUGCACGUGCGAUGAACUGACACAACCGCAGAUUCCCGCCCAGAAGUUGGAGGAUAGUCCGAAACCAUGUGCAUCCAUAUUUCUCGAACAAAGUCACAUACUCAACGACGCACGUAAAGAAAAUAUAUCAACAGUAACAGGUAUUGAGUUAACAGGAGAAAAAAGGGAACAAUUUAAGAAGAAAUGUUUUAGUAAUCCAUAUAUAAUCUUAAAGGUCAAAUAUUACUGA
Ruditapes philippinarum (Manila clam) is the source of this 602-nucleotide messenger RNA. RefSeq lists its product as uncharacterized. NCBI's taxonomy places the organism in Eukaryota, Metazoa, Mollusca, Bivalvia, Venerida, Veneridae. The coding region runs from base 42 to 602 and encodes 186 amino acids. The transcript has 2 exons. The record is from RefSeq and is a predicted model, not a curated record.